CAUCGGCAGCAGCAGCACAGGAUAGCAGCUGUCUACCUGACUAGAAUACCAAAGCCACUGAUCUGCUAGAUCAGCAUCAUCGUCUAAAACCACAGGAGUGUCAGGCUGUAAAGCUGCAGCGUCCGCGGUGGAGAUCUCUAAUCAUCCGGUAGCAGUCCCUGAUGGGACAGAAACCAGCCAAAACUGCAACAAAUCACAACAUUGACUAGAGGGCUGCAAUUCCUCAUAGAGGGACCUGAGGUAGAGGAGCCGGGAGAAGAGCUGUACAGGGUGAUUUUCAACUGCUCCCUCUAUCUUUCUAUAUAUCCUUUACUGUCUUUUUCUUAGAGGAUCCUUAUCCUUUCUCUCUCUUCUUCUUUCUCUCAGUACGGGAAUGGCAGGUUUCUAGGUCUCUGCUGCAUUAACAGGCAGCGCACAGAGACAGCAGGGCGCUGAGCGGACAGCUUGGGGAACCUGAGGAACGGGAUAAAGCAUUGCAAACGACAGAUUUAUCCACCCUUCUCUUCUACCUCCACCACCCACCCCUCCUUUUCUCUAAGCUCCAGGGUUAUUUUUUCUUCUUGUUGCCAUCAAUUGAUUUUGUAUUUUUCCCCACUGGAGAAUAGCAAGCAACUGAGUGCUGGGAGUGGGCUUGGAUUUUCUCCAAAACAUAAAAGGAGAAUCCCUUGUGAGGGGGGAUGUUGUAGACAGCGGGGGUCUGGAGAGGGAGCAACGACACACCCAGGGCUGAUCUCUCUUCUCUCUGAUGGGAGGGACAGGUUUCUGGGGCUGGCUAGCUGACUCAGCUAAGGCGAGAGAAACCCAGGAUCCUAUCUGCCUUGCCUGCUGAGAGGCGGGAAUCAGAACCACCCCUGCAAGUUUUUCUCAACAGCAUCCAUAACAAAAACGCCCCAUCUUGGAAUAUUGACGGUGGAAAAGAGAAAGGGUGUGAAAUAGAGAGGUCUGGGUUUGAUCAGUGUGCAGGUGCUGCGACAAGGUGUCUUCACAGACGGAUUUACAGCUGUUUGUCCCUCACUGUCUCCUUUCUAUUCUCCUCUUCAUCAGUUAUUUUUGGAUUGUCCUUGGAGUUGGACGUCUGGGUUGCUUUUGGACAGGACUCAAACUGGACAAAAGAUCAUUCCGCAUCUACAUCAGAUUGUUUCACCUCUGUUGUGCGUCUCUGAGUUUGUCUGAGUGUUUGUCUGUAAGUUUCUGUGUAUGUAUGUGUUUGUGACCAUCUCAUUGUGUGUGUUUCCUUCUCGAUGUCCGGCAUUGCCGGCUGCCAUUCUGGCUCGUGCUUCCCAUGCCUGUCAUGCACCUGGCCCCAAGAUUAACCCUUGCUAAGCCGUGCGCAGGAUGAGCGAGAGCUCCAGAGCAGUCACAUCCGGGGCGGUGAUCCUGGAGGAGUGUCCAGAGGGGAGUAGGGAGCGAGAGCAGGCCCAAGGCCAAGAGCCAGGGCCCCUGCGCUGUGGAGGCUGCACCGUGUGGCCCCGCCAGCAGACAUGGCUAUGUGUGGUCCCUCUGCUCAUAGGCUUCAUUGGCUUGGGACUAAGCCUGAUGCUGCUCAAAUGGAUUGUGGUGGGCUCUGUUAGGGACUACGUGCCUACAGAUCUGGUGGACGCUAAGGGUAUAGGACAGGACCCCAUGUUUCCCCCCCAUCUCUCCAAGCCCAGCACCUUCCCCAAGAACUCAGACACUACCACUACUACCAUGGCAAACCCUACCUCAACCACUGUCACAGUGGUGAGGGGCAGAACUCAAACUGUUGUCGCACACCACCCCAGUGGCACCACUACUACCGCCAAGGUGGGUAGUGCAUCAGGCAGCCAAGUUACACCUCGCAGCACCACACAACGCCAAGGCAACUCUGGGGGCGGAGGACCACAAGGCCCUGUUAUUACCACAACCACCGCUGCGCCAGUUGCCAUUUUUACCACCUCCAGCACCUCUCCUUUUAACCCCACCGUGCUGCAUGACUCCACAGAAAUGUGGACGCACAAGCACUCCAUGGAGAGGCCUGCCACCACCCCCACACGGACCCAUGUGAACCGAAAAACAUCGUCACCCACCAUUCCUCAAAUGCGCUCAGAGCAUUUCAAGCAAUGUCACGUGAAGGACCUGGCCUACUGCUUGAAUGAUGGAGAAUGCUUUGUCAUCGAGACGCUGAGUGGCCCACACAAACAUUGCAGGUGUAAAGAAGGCUACCAAGGUAUACGCUGCGACCAGUUCCUGCCGAAGACUGACUCCAUCUUAUCUGAUCCGACAGAUCACUUGGGCAUUGAGUUUAUGGAGAGCAAGGAGGUGUACAAGAGACAAGUGCUGUCAAUCACCUGCAUCACCGUGGGGAUCAGUGUUCUGGCUAUUCUCUGUAUGGCUCUCUACUGUCGAAACAAGAGACGCAGAGAAAAACUCCAGGCCCACUUGAAAGAGAGUUGCAGCCUCAAAAACUACAGCGGCAACGCCUCUGCUUUGGAGUCAUCCAAAUCGAGCCUGAGGCCUGACACGGGCCUGCAGCUGCAGAAUUAUUGUAAGAGGUCCUCCCAGCCACAUGAGGGAGCUGUUUGCAAGUCCAACUUUUCCCAGUGCAACGCCACUCCUACCGACGACUCCAGAGGUCCAGGCACAGGAAGACAUUACAGAAGCAGCUCCCUUUCUCAUAGUCCAGACCAGAUAAGUAAAGCCAUCCAUUGGUCAGUACCUCGUAAAACUCCGCCCAUACCCAGAGGAAGACGAAAUCCAAUUGGAGGAUCCAAACAUUCUGGCCCCGCCUACCAACACCUCCAGGAAUUGGAGUCAUCUGAGAGGGAGGUUGAAUUGUUGAAAGGGUACCAGAUUGUGAGGGCUGGGUGCGACCCGCGACAGGAUGCCUUUCUAAAUAUGCAACCCCCCAUGUUGAUUGAGCGGUCAUGGGAGAGCAGGGUGGAGGUGCGCUGCAGUCUUCUGGACCAGGGCCAGGACCAUGAUAUCUCCACUUCGACCAGGAACCUCAGGUGCCCCAGACAUCCCAGCCUCUCAUCACCUCCUCCAUUUCAGACCUGCUCCAUCCCCAUCAUCCCUUCGGUCCAGGGCAACCAGGAUGAGAUCUCCUGUUUGCAAACGGCCACCACAGGCUCAGCCACCUGCAGCGCCACGCCCAGUAUGGAAGUAGGAGGAGGAUGCUCCCUCAUCACGCUGCACCACGCCUCCACCUCCUGCUCCUCCUCUACGGGGGGCAAGCAGCAGAAUGAGAUGGCCCUUAUCCUGGAAGAGGCCCAGGAGAAUCUCAGGGCUCUGACUCUGGCCAACAGGAAGCAGGAAGAAAGCGGCAGCUUUUCCCCUUCACCGCCCAGAGAGACUGUGUGCUUCCUGACACUCAAUGGUGGAGGAGUGAGGGGUGUGAGCCCCAAUGGACCUAUUGAGACCCAGUUACUGAGCCCUAGAGAACCCAACACAGACUCAACUCAGCCCUGCCAAUGAGAUUGUCUAAGCCCUAACGUCCUGUCUGGAUCUACAGUAAAACCUCCCUGGUGUCUUGAAAUCCAGACUGCAUCAGAGGGAUGAGAUGAAACUCAAUAGUGAAAAAAUAUAAUGAAAAAAAACUAUGUGCAUACUGUAUGGAAGAAUGAACAGAGGGAUGGUCUAUGAAGUUAUGAAGAGAGCAAUUAUGUAUAUGCAUUUAUUUAAUGCUCCUUCUUAGACAAAAUAAACCAAAUAGUCUGUCAUCUCCAUGGUGUUUUUAAUUGUAAAAAAAUAUAUACAGUUGAAGUCAGAAGUUUACAUACACCUUAGCCAAGUACAUUUAAACUCUGUUUUUCGCAAUUCCUGACAUUUAAUCCUAUUAAACAUUCCCUAUUUUAGGUCAGUUAGGAUCACCACUUUAUUUUAAGAAUGUGAAAUGUCAGAAUAAUAGUGGAGAGAAUUAUUUAUUUAAGCUUUUAUGUUUUUCAUCACAUUCCCAGUGGGUCAGAAGUUUACAUACACUCAGUUAGUAUCUGGUAACAUUGCCUUUAAAUGGUUUAACUUGGGUAAAACGUUUAGGGUAGCCUUCCACAAGCUUCCCAAAAUAAGCUGGGUGAAUUUUGGCCCAUUCCUCCUGAUAGAGCUGGUGUAACUGAGUCAGGUUUGUAGGCCUCCUUGCUCACACACACAUUUUCAGUUUUGCCCAUAACUUUUCUAGAGGAUUGGGGUCAGGGCUUUGUGAUGGCCACUCCAAUACCUUGACUUUGAUGUCCUUAAGCCAGUUUGCCACAACUUUGUAAGUAUGGUUGGGAUCAUUGUCCAUUUGGAAGACCCAUUUGCGACCAAGCUUUAACUUCCUGACUGAUGUCUUGAGAUGUUGCUUCAAUAUAUCCACAUAUUUUUCCUUCCUCAUGAAACCAUCUAUUUUGUGAAGUAACAGCAAAGCACCCCCACAAUAUGAUGCUGCCACCCCCAUGCUUCACGGUUGGGAUGGUGUUCUUCGGCUUGCAAGCCUCCCCCUUUUUCCUCCAAACAUAACGAUGGUAAUUAUGGCCAAACAGUUCUAUUUUUGUUUCAUCAGACCAGAGGACAUUUCUCCAAAAGUACGAUCGUUGUCCCCAUGUGCAGUUGCAAACCAUAGUCUGGCUUUUUAUGGAGGUUUUGGAGCAUUGGCUUCUUCCUUGCUGAGCGGCCUUUCAGGUUAAGUCGAUAUAGGACUCGUUUUACUGUGGAUAUUAAUACGUUUGUACCUGUUUCCUCCCGCAUCUUCACAAGGUCCUUUGCUGUUGUUCUAAGAUUGAUUUGUACUUUUCACAACAAAGUACAUCCAUCUCUAGGAGACAGAACGCAUCUCUUUCCUGAGCGCUAUGACGGCUGCAUGGUCCCAUGGUGUUCAUAUUUGCGUACUAUUGUUUGUACAGAUGAACGUGGUAACUUCAGGCGUUUGGAAAUUGCUCCCAAGGAUGAACCAGACUUGUAGAGGUCAGAAAAAAAAAUCUGAGGUCUUGGCUGAUUUCUUUUGAUUUUGCCAUGAUGUUAAGCAAAGAGGCACUGAGUUUGAAGGUAGGCCUCUAAAUACAUCCACAGGUAUAUCUUCAAUUGACUCAAAUGAUGUCAAUUAGCCUAUCAGAAUUUUCUAUAGCCAUAACAUUAUUUUCUGGAAUUGUCCAAGCUGUUUAAAGGCAUUAGUCAACUUAGUGUAUGUAAACUUCUGACCCACUUUAAUUGUGAUACAGUGAAUUAUAUGUGAAAUAAUUUGUCUGUAAAAAAUGUUGGAAAGAUUACUUGUGUCAUGCACAAUGUAGAUGUCCUAACCGACUUGCCAAAACUAUAGUUUAUUAACAAGAAAUUUGUGGAGUGGUUGAAAAAUGAGUUUUAAUGACUCCAAUCUAAGUGUAUGUAAACUUCUGACUUCAACUGUAUAUAUACAGUACCUGUCAAAAGUUUGGACAAAGGUUUUUCUAAAUGUUUAUAAUUUUCUACAUUGUAGAAUAAUACUGAAUAUAUCAAAACUGUGAAAUAACACAUAUAGAAUCAUGUAAUAACCAUAUAAUAUAUUUUAUAUUUGAGAUUCUUCAAAGUAGCCACCCUUUGCCUUGAUGACAGCUUUGCACACUCUUGGCAUUCUCUCAAUCUUCUUCACCUGGGAUGCUUUUCCAACAGUCUUGAAGGAGUUCCCACAUAUGCUUAGUACUUGUUGGCUGUUUUUCCUUCACUCUGCAGUUCAACUCAUCCCAAACUAUCUCAAUUGGGUUGAGGUUGGGUGAUUGUGGAUUCCAGGUCAUCUGAUGCAUCACUCCGUCACUCUCCUUCUUGGUCAAAUAGCCUUUACACAGCGUGGAGGUGUGUUGGGUCAUUGUCCUGUUGAAAAACAAUUGAGAGUCCCACUAAGCGCUAACCAGAUGGGAUGACGUAUCGCUACAGAAUGCUGUGUUAGCCAUGCUGGUUAAGUGUGCCUUAAAUUCUAAAUAAAUCACAGACCUUGUCACCAGCAAAGCACCCCCACACCAUCACACAUCCUUCUCCAUGCUUCCCGGUGGGAAUCACACAUGUGGAGACAUCCGUUCACCUACUUUGUGUAUCACAAAGACACAGCGGUUUGAACCAAAAAUCUCAAAUUUGGACUCAUCAGACCAAAGAACAGAUUUCCACCGGUCUGAUAUCCAUUGUUUGUGUUUCUUGGCCCAAGCAAGUCUCUUAUUAUUAUUUGUGUCCUUUAGUAGUGGUUUCUUUGUAGCAAUUCGACAAUGAAGGCCUGAUUCACGUAUUCUCCUCUGAACAGUUGAUGUUGAGAUGUGUCUGUUACUUGAACUCUGUGAAGCAUUUAUUUUGGCUGCAAUUUAUGAGGCUGGUAACUCUAAUGAACUUAUCCUCUGCAGCAGAGGUAUCUCUGGAUCUUCCUUUCCUGUGGCGAUCAUCAUGAGAGCCAGCUUCAUCAUAGCACUUGAUAGUUUGUGCGACUGCACUUGAAGAAAAUGUCUGCAUUGACUGACAUUCUUAAAGUAAUGAUGGACUAUCAUUCCUCUUUGCUUAUUUCAGCUGUUCUUGACAUAAUAUGGACUUGGUCUUUUAUCAAAUAGGGCUAUCUUCUGUAUACCACCCCUACCUUGUCACAACAGAACUGAUUGGCUCAAACUCAUUAAGAAGGAAAGAAAUUCCACAAAUUAACUUUUAACAAGGCACACCAGUUAAUUGAAAUGCAUUCCAGGUGACUACCUCAUGAAGCUGGUUGAGGGAACGCCUAGAGUGUACAAAGCUGUCAUCAAGGCAAACAGUGGCUACUUUGAAGAAUCUCAAGUAUAAAAUAUAUUGUUUAACACUUUUUUUUGUUACAACAUGAUUCCAUAUGUGUUAUUUCAUAGUGUUGAUUUCUUCACUAUUAUUCCACAAUGUAGAAAAUAGUCAAAAUAAAGAAAAACCCUUGAAUGAGUAGGUGCUCUAAGACUUCUGACUGGUAGUGUAUAUAUAUAUAUAUAUAUAUAUAUAUAUGGUUACAAAUAUAUGGAAUUUAAAAGGUGACCAAGUUCAGUUGAGGAAUACAGGAAUGAUGUACCUUUUUCCUUUUUUUGUAAGAAUUCCUCCACAUUUUACAGGCUUUGAGCAAGGUUGUAUGUACCCCAUGCAGCCUUACCCCUCCAUUUUGCUACCUGUUGUGAACCGAAGAUGCUGAUAAACAUGGCUGCCAGAGCAACAGUGUCUACUCUAAAACAAACUCUCAACUACCAUUGUGAGUCUACCCAGCUAAGGAUUAUAACAGUCCUCCUUUGCCUUGGAUAUACCACAACAGUACGAUGAGGAACCAUUGCAGACUGAUAUAAAGAGACUUUUGCAGAUAACCUACUCCAGGUGUACCCAGUGUUAAUAAGACAAACCUGAUAGUAACACGGUUGGAUAGUUUGGUGUCUUAUUCCUUUUUUGUAUGUGAGUGGAUUUCCGUCUCUGCUGACCACGUCGUAUGUUUAGCAUGGGUGUUAUUUCCUCUGUUUAACCCCACACAACCCUGAGUACACACACAAACACAUUCCCUCACCACACAACAACAUGCACCAGAGUGUUGGGGGUACACAGCGAUGGAGGGACGGACCAAGGACAACACGCCAGAGGAAGUGGAGGAGUUUCUGUGUUUUCUUUUCAUAUUGUUCGUGAUGAACAAUCAGCUGCUUUCUGGGGGUAAGGGAAGACUGGGGAGGGGUGUUAAUGAAAAAUGUUUCUGUGCUACCUAUGGAGUGCGGACAUCAAUUCAAUUUUUUCAUUUACAAUCAAAUGUUUAAAAAAGAAUAAUGAUGGAGAUUCUGUAGCUGUUGAUUGUUUGAUUGUUUUCAAUGGUUCUACCCCCCCCUACCCUCCCCUCCCCAACCCAUGAAAUUGUGCAUGCAGAUACUAUUUGAUUUCAGAUUAACACCAAUAUUUUGUAGGGAGUUGCUGAUCUAGCUCACGAUGCUUGGAAUUUCACAUUCAAAUCAAAUAUGCCCUUAUCAGAGAGGUUUCUAAACAGGCCAUCGUUGUCCAGGGCUUUGGUAGAUGCAGGGUAGGGUUUCAUACAGCCAACAACCCUUAUAUACGUUUUUUAAAUGUUAUUUUAAAGUGAUAUUAUUGCUAGUGAUCUCCCAAAAUGAGGUCAAAGCGAGACAUAGCAGUAAUAAUAACCAUUGGAGGUUUACAGAGUGAUUGAUUUAUGAGAGUGAGAGUGAGUGAUUUAUGUGUAGGGCAUAUCCAUUUGAUGUUUAACAAACUGAACGUAAAUCAUGCUGCAUGAUGUACUUCAAGCAUUGGCGACCAACAGUCCCAUUUUGGUCAUCAGACAUCAAGUGGAAAUGUGCCAUUAUCUGUAAACCUCUAAAGCUUAUUACUUUACCUGCAACCAUUUGCAAUCCAUUUUCAAUGGUGGGUAUUGAAAUCAUACAUGCUCUAUUAUACAUCCAUCCUGCUUUCAUGAAAUCAUGACAACUAAUUUUAAAAGUCUGGCAUCUCUCGUUUCCACUCGAACAUCUGAACACUACAUUACAUGUGCCAAUAAUUGAACACUUGUCUGCUACACUCGACUUAUUUCCGUCAACUUUAAAUAAAAAGGACCAGCCAUAUGACCGCCUGUCUUGAAAUUAUAAAAAAAAACUCAUGGCCCUUUUCUGCAAAUGAUUCAAGACUAGGGUGAACACAUCAGGCUUUCUAUAUUAGAGUUCCUCACUUUUGAAGUUUCUCUAGACAUUUGUAUGUCGGUCAAUCUAUAUGUAUGCUUAUGCAUUUCUGGGUGUGUGUGUGUUUUUUCUUCUCCAAAUCAGAGUGCUUAUUGGUAUGCGUGUGUAAGUCUGUGUGUGUGUGUGUCUGUGUGCGCGUGCAUGGGUUUGUGUAUGCAUGACUCCUUGCUUGCAUUUGGUUAUAUGAGUUAAUACAGUGUAUACGUGGGUUCAUAGUGUAUGUUUAAGUAGUGGACAGUGGACAGACAGCAGUAAGAGAGAUUAGGUGUUGAUGGCAGGGUUAGACCAUACAGGCCAGACAGAUAAGAGUCUAGCUUGAUCCACAAAGACCUCUGACUGCCAAGGAAAGCAACCCCAUCAGAGCGUGGCUGUGUGAACUGCAUGCCUACCAGAGACUGGGAGGCCAAGUACACUGUCUACUAUCCCCACAAAUCGCUAGAGCAGUUUACAGCCAAUGCCAGUGAUGCAGAGCCUUUUAUCCCAUACCCUGAUAAAUGUGGUGGUGUAAUCUGAGUUUUUGUGAGAGUUCUCUGUGAAAAUAUACCUUAUCAGGUUUGUUCUUCUGAGACAAAUCCAGGUUGGGGUGAGGUCCAAGGUGCAAUCUCACAGCAGGAGAAUUAUUGAUCAUUGCUCAUUUCCAUUUCAAAAGGCCUGUGUUUCAUACUCUAAAGUUUGUUCAGUGCUGUGCAGUGAGGCAUAUAGAAAAAUGAAUCCUUUGUGAAGAUUCUGAGCCAGUGGAUGGGUAAACCUUUGUGUAAAGCUGAUCUGCCUUCCAAAAAAGACUGACGGCGAAAAGAAAGAAACAAUCCACUAUGGCUGUACUUUUACCUAUUGAGUGUGUGUUUGCAUCUCAUUUGAUAAAGCAUGUGUGCAUGAGUCUGUGUACUGUAUGUGUGUGUGAGUGUGCGUGUGUGCGUGAAUGUGUGAGUGAGUGUGAAAUGCAUUAGUAAUGUUCGUCAGGCUCAGUGUGCCAAUGUAUGCAUUACUGGUGCUGGAGCUCAUCUUCAGUCACAGGAUGUUCUGAUUACUCAAGUAUUCAUUCAGAAAUAUCUAGGUCACAUAUUGCAUUGACUGUUGCACUCAAAUAUUAAGGUUUAGAGGUGAUCAAAUCGUAAAAGUGUUACAAUAACCAAUCAACAAAACUAUUACAUACAUUCUAAUGAAAAUAAUCAGGGCAGAGAUAGAUUUGAGAUAAGCAUGGGAUUAUAGCUAGAUGGAUUUCUAAUGUAAAAUAUUUGAUAACCUUGGUUUCAGCCAAGUGUCCCUAAAAUAAUAUUAUAGUAAUUGAACCGACAGCCUUUUCAUUGUUCUAAGUAUGUGACAAGUGGUUGUUACAUAGUUGUUAUACAAUGAUUACAUACAAUUGACAUGCAGUUACAUGAUGAUUUAGCAUCCGGACAUAAAGUGUGAACUAAGGUUGUUUUGACCCACUGUUGCCUCAAUGUCGUUCUAUGACAGGCUGGUCAGACAACUAUAUGGAUUAGGCUAUAUUUACAUUAUCCUUUAGCUUCAUAUCAUGUCACUGCCAAUGGUCAUGUUUGAAAUAAGAAUGGGUCUAAAAUGGGUCUUGAAAUCCACGUUUUUAACUCGAGAGAUGUUCCAUGCGCUUGUGUGUGUUAACUUGAUCCUGGCUAAUUUAAAACAUAUUCCAGUUGUGAUAUGAAAAACAGUCAUAUUUUUGUUCAUGGUAGUGAAAAACCUUAUUUCAGUGAUACCCCUAAAAAAAUGAUAUAAUGGAUUUUUUGUUUUAGUUUUUUGUUUAUCUUUUUAUUAUGUUUUUCAAUAAAAUUGAGUCUUCAGUGUU
This is a messenger RNA of Oncorhynchus keta (chum salmon), 10416 nucleotides long. Its product is annotated as pro-neuregulin-3, membrane-bound isoform-like. The transcript has 9 exons. Gene Ontology annotation, molecular function: chemorepellent activity. NCBI's taxonomy places the organism in Eukaryota, Metazoa, Chordata, Actinopteri, Salmoniformes, Salmonidae. The record is from RefSeq and is a predicted model, not a curated record. Gene Ontology annotation, biological process: nervous system development; animal organ development; intracellular signal transduction. The coding region runs from base 1336 to 3435 and encodes 699 amino acids.